Molecule: messenger RNA, 6194 nt
Organism: Sphaerodactylus townsendi
Lineage: Eukaryota; Metazoa; Chordata; Lepidosauria; Squamata; Sphaerodactylidae
Gene: CARMIL2
Product: capping protein regulator and myosin 1 linker 2
Exons: 39
Coding region: 1-4491 (1496 amino acids)
Biological process (GO): cell migration; regulation of Arp2/3 complex-mediated actin nucleation
Cellular component (GO): plasma membrane; lamellipodium
Source: RefSeq, a predicted model, not a curated record
AUGACCCCUGUUGGGUGUAAAAAGGGCGACAGCAUCACCAGCUUCCUAGGGACACAGGAGGUUUUCCUACUGACUGCUCAAUUCCAUGUCAAGUCCAAAGUGGAAGAUAUUGUCCUGGUUUUGCUGCCCUGGCGAGCUCUUGUGCUGCCAGCAAAGUUCCCCAUUAAGGUGCAAGCCAGCUUCAGCUACUUAGCAGUCCAACUCAUCAAAAUGGGACAAGCUGGCCAGGUUGUCAUAGAAACAGAUACGACCUAUGAAUUUGUGUUCCUCUCAUUGGACGAUUUGGAGUACAUGGUCAUUCAUAUGGUGGAGUUCUUGAAGAAAAUGUUUCCAGAUUUUUCUCCUUGGAAUCUACUCCAGAAUGCUUCCCCCGGCUUGCUGGACCGCAUACAAAAGAUGACGAAUUACUUGGAAGAAGUGCUACAGGAAAGCCAAGGGCCAUGUGGUGGAUUCUCCGAAGUGUAUGCCGUGCUGUGUGACUACAGCGGCCUUCCUCUGCGGGAGGAGAUCCAGUGGGAUGUGGAUAACAUCUAUCACAAGCAAGGAUGCAAAGAGUUCAACCUACUGGAUUUUGGAUACCUGGACAGCCAGGACGUGGCUGUCAGUGUGGCUGCCCUGGCUUUCAAUCGGUGGUUCACAAGGCUGCACUGCAAAGAUGUCAAGCUGAAUCUAGAUAUUCUGGACCAAAUCCUUUAUGUGCUCAGCAAGUCUGUGACUUUGGAAGAGCUGGUGUUGGAAAACUGUGGCUUGAAGGUAGAGUUUGCUCAGCGGAUGGCCCAGGUACUGGGCAACCAUCCUGACUCUCCCCUGGACAUGAUUAAUCUCUCUGGAAACCUGCUAGAGGACCGAGGCAUCACUGCUUUGAGCCAGAACUUUAAGCGACUCUUGAAGAGUCUCCGAAGCCUGUGCCUUUCUAGAACCUCCUUGACUUCAAAAGGAAUGGCUGUCCUUUGCCAGUCAUUACUCUCCAAUGAGCUGUUCAGAACCUCCCUGCGCCACCUGGACCUUUCUGGGAACCUGGGGAGCUUGGCUACUGAUGACGCUUGUGGCUUGUAUUUGUUCCUGAGCCAGCCAAAUGCCUUGGCUCACCUUGACUUAUCUGGGACGGACUGCGCUUUGGAUCUACUCUUCGGUGCUCUGGCUGGUGGAUGCUGCGGGAGCCUUGUCCACCUGAACCUCUCCAAGAACAUAUACUCCCACAAAAAGAACAGAGAGGCUCCUCCUGCUAUUGGCAAGUUCUUCAGGAAGGCCUCUGUCCUCCAACACAUUUCGUUGGCUGGAACCAAGCUUCCUCCAGAAGCUUUGAGAGCCUUGCUGCAGGGUUUGGCACGGAAUUCCCAGUUAACCGGCCUGCACCUGGACCUGAGUGGCUGCGAGCUGAGAUCCGCUGGUGCCCAGGUGAUCCAGGACCUGCUGUUGGAUGCCAGCUCAAUUGGGAAUCUGAAUUUGUCUGACAACGGCUUUGAUUCUGACAUGGUGACAUUGGUGUUGGCCAUCAGUCGAAGCAGGUCCAUCAGACACAUUGCUCUGGGGAAGAACUUCAACAUCCGGUCCAGGGAAGCCCUAGAUGAUAUUUUACACCGCAUUGUUCAGCUCACUCAGGACGAAGACUGUUCUGUCAAAUCCCUGUCAGUAGCAGAAUCCCGUCUGAAACUGGGAACCAGCAUUCUCCUGGACAGCUUGGGAAGCAGCAGCAGCAACCUGGUGACGCUGGACAUCAGCGGCAAUGCCAUGGGAGACUUUGGUGCCAAGAUCCUGGCCAAAGCCUUGUCUAUGAAUACAAUGCUCAGGACUCUAAUUUGGGACAGGAACAACACAACAGUGUAUGGAUUCCUGGAUGUGGCCCGUGCUUUGGAGAGGAAUGUCACUCUGAUGGUCAUGCCUUUGCCAGUGACUGAUGUGGCCCAGGCUUAUCGAAGCCAUCCAGAGAAAAUUGAGGAGGUUGUACACAAGAUACAAUCAUAUCUCACAAGAAAUCAAAUGCAAGAAGCCUUCCCCAAAGGGAAAUUGCAGUUGCAGCUAGACAACAUAGCCAGCUCUUCUGAACAGGUCAUGAUGCAGGCAUGCCAGUCCAUGCAGCAGAGCAUUGAGAUGCUCGCCUCUGUCCAAGACGUGGAGGUGAAAGCUGACAUCCUCCUGGCAAAAGAAGCCAUUGUGGAUGCCCAUCUUGCCAUCAACGUGUUACCCUUUUUAUACGAGGCAGGAAGCAUGACACACCAGAAUGGUAAGCUCCAGCUGGAAAACUUCAUCGAGGAAGUUUCUCCAUCAAACAGCAGGAAAAUCCAGGCCCUUGUGCAGACCAUGCUGGACACUGUGCAGAGUCUGUGCCCAAAACUGCUGCAGAAAAGCAGCUUUCAGGACCACCUGAUCCGCAGCGUGCCUGAGAAAGUCCUUCUGGAGCAACUGCGAAUGCAGGUGGACAGCAAACGAAUGGGGAUCAAGCAGUCAGUGGCUGAGGCCAUGGCCAGAGGUAUUGUUGAAAAGACUUUGGAGGAGCUGAGAAAUAUUCAGGACAAGCUGGCAAAGGAUCUCCUGAAACAUGAUGAGGAAUUGCAGAUGGGCAACACGGAAUGGUCUGCUUUCCUGGAAAGGCAUGGAAGUCUACAGACGGCUGCUGAGAAUGGCUUCCCAAGCAAUGUGGGAGACGCCGCCGCCGCCGCUGCUGCUGCAAAGCUGCCUGGCUGGCAUCUCCCAGGGUCUCUCCCCCACAUCUCUCCCCCUCCCCACUUCUCCCUGCCAGGUCUAUGGGAACUCGGUCUGAAGGUUGAAGCGGAAGAUAACAAGAUCGGGACUCCCCAGGCUGGGCUGUCACUCAGCCGUGCCUCCUCCGCCAAGUCACGCCCUGCCUCCACAAAGGAUGCUGAGGCGGGGAGCGGGCUGCUUCCUCGCGCAGAGCCUGCAUCCGCACGAUCCCUUAUGGACCUGCCGACUGCGGGAGAGAAAUUGGAGCAUUUCACCCGAGGCAGGCCCCGGCCCAAUCGCAGGAACAGGCAGCCCCCCAGCAAGCCCAAUGUGCAGCCAGCAGUGCGUGAGAACGAUGAAGACCGAAGCAUCUCGAGGCUGGAUGAAGGCUUAGAUGACUUCUUCUCAAAGAAGGUGAUUCAUGAACAGUUACCCCCUGUUCUGUCAGAAACCUCUCCGGUAUUGGCCGCGCCAACUUCUUCUGGCUCUCGGACCCUCAAAAAGAAAAUAGGACACUUCUUUGCCUUCAAGAAGCCCAAGUCGGGCCGGGCCACCAGGCCAGAGAAGGAGCCCGAGGGUAGCCCUUCAGCCACGAGGGUCAGAAGGCUGAUGCUGAGCGACAUUCUGAGGGUUCCCAGCAAAGCCAGUGAAUCCCCGAAAAGACUAAGCAAGUCUGAAGAAGGAGGGCUGGCUGGGGACAGCAGAAGCCCCCUGGAACAAAGUCAGACCCCUGACAGUUCUCGCAGAACCAGGACUAAUUACUCCCGGGAGGGAAAAUCCCAGUCCUUGAUACUCCUGUCCGGGGAGGAUGAAGAGUCACUCGGGGUGAGACACGAGAAAAAGAGGCUGUUCGAGAGGAGCGAUGGAGAGCUGCCCAGUUCCUUUGAGCAGAGGGUCCAUGUCAUGCUGCAUCGGAUCGGUGUCACCAAGGUGUUACCUUCCGAAAACAAAAAGAAGCAGAACAAAGAUGGGGAAAUCAAGAAAGCUGGUUCUGAUGGGGACAUCAUGGACACCUCAGCAGAGACUCCUUGCCCCUUGAAAUCACGUACACACUCCAUGUCCACAGGUAUGUGUGACCCCUCUGUGCGGUUGGGUCCCGCAGACGGCACGGGAAGGACCAGUACAGAGCUGAGUGGAGGAUCUGGUGAAGGGAGGCUCUCCUGGAAAGCUCUUGGGAAGCAACUGAAUGCAGAGCUCAAAGGCAAAUGUUCUGAACUCACCUCUUCCCCAAGAAGAGCUUUUGCCCUUCAAGAGCCAGGCAGCCCCAGAGAGCAGAAGGGCAGGGAGAGCUGGACCAGCAGUUUGCCCAGGAUCAGGAGAAGCCCCGGGGGCGCCCCUCCUUUCAGAAGAACCAGCAAUGCCGAAGAAGGACGGGCCUUCUCCGAACUGCAGAAUUCAUACGCCGACGUAAACAUGAUUGCGGCAGACAAUCAACUCAAACCCAAAUCUCGUCUGAAGCCCGUGGCAAACCGGAGGGCCAUGUCUGUUCAUGAAGAACAGCUCAGGGACCAAUCCAGUGCGGUAGAGCUGCACCAUACAAAACUCCCUCUUUGUCUGCAGCGUUCCCCAAUCCUGAAAUGGAAGAUAAAGCCCAAGUCCCUGCUGGAAUCUGAGACACCUGCAUCAUCCGACUCCCCAGGCACUCCACCCCAGGAAAGGACCGUGACAGGCACAGAGUCAAGGCCGAAAGAAGACACGGGCGAAGAGCUGCAACCAGUCCUAGAACAGACUCUUGAGAAUGCGCAGAAUACAGCCCUAGACCAAAGAACUGCUGUGCCACCCCCAAAGUCACCGACACAGGAGCACUAAGUUGGUGUUGGUUGCUCCUGCAUGACAGCAGCUCAAACAAAAAAGGAGCACAGAAUGAAGGCUAAUGACUUGCAGCAGCAGCAGCAGCAGCAGGAAGGUGUGCGCAAUUCGGCACUGGAGGGCAAACAAGCCCCACGGCAGCUCCUUGGUUGCUAAAGCUGGUGGUGUUUCCAGUGAGGGAUGGUGGCGUCCCAACUCUUGCACGUCUUCUGGGCUGUCUCCUUUUUUUCACCUUUUGCUCUUGUAUACUCUUAUGUGAGUGCCCAGUGUUCUAACAGCUCAAGUGGAAAAAGCCAAAAAAAAAGAGGGGGAAACAGCCGAGUCAUCCAGUCAGGCAAUUUCCAGCAGCAGCAGCAGCAGUUGUACACCUGGGAGCUGGUGCAGAUGCGAAAAUGUUACAGUGCCAGAAAAUGAACCACCAGCAGGAAGGAUGGGAGAGGUAUUUUAACAUAUGCUAAACUUUGCAUUGUACUUGGGCAAGAGGGUGGGGCUUGGCCAGCUUGUGGUUUGUAGAAGAAGCAGGGAUGCCGCUAGGCCUCAAAAGCCUGGCUCGUGUUUCUGUCGUUGACAAUCUUACUCCUUCCUUCAGGAUGAAAAAUAAUAAUAAUUCUAUUAUUAAGGACCCUACUUCCUCUGGCCACAUCCCUUUACAGCCUAGGUAUUGCCUAGGAAGAAAACUUCUAGGUGGACACCCAGUGUGGAGUCUGGCAAGGCAGAAACACAUGAGAACACGCAUGUGUGUGCGUGUUGACAGCUUUCAGCAAUUUAAAAUAAAUAAAAGAGAGCCUGGGCCCCCUCCUUCCCACAAUUAAAUGGGGAUGGUUAAUUCAAAUCAGCAGAAUUGUCCUGGUCUCAUUUAUUGUGGCUUUAGGGCUGUUGUGUUUGCUUCCCUUCUGUCUACUACAAGAUCCAACAGUGCCUUGCUGUUACAGGAGUCAGGGCGGGUGGAGGAAGAGAUUAUACUUCAGCACAUGGAAAAGUUGUGCUACGCCUGGUGCUUCUCUUCAGCUCUGCUGCUAAGAUGAUUCACCGCCGGCCCUCAGAUGGAUUUUUCAAGCUCCAUCUUAGUAAGGAACAACUCAUCCGAAUCAAGCAGCUUUAAAGGAACCUUUGAGCGUUUGAUUCCACAGUAAGGGGUUACUGCACAUAUUCAAAAAAAUAAUUCCACAGUAAGGGGUUACUGCACAUAUUAAAGAAAAAUACAUGGGAGGACUGCAGAGAACUAGUAGGUGUAAAUACAGACAAUCUUCUGUGCCGUAUUGAGAGUUAAUGCCCUCAAGUAUAGUGUGUGAACAAGCACUCUCAAGGGCAUACACUCACGAUAUGUGAUGAAGUACAUGUGCUCUGAAUCCUGGUUCUUUCCCGGAAAGGUUUUGGAUACAGGAAACUCAUACUAUAUAUGGAAACCACUUUUCCACAUCCGGUCACUUUCACAUAGGGAAGCAGGAACACAGCAGGAGGCUAGAUCGCUGCUGCUGUGCUCAUAAACCCCCCUCCCCCCACCUUAUAUCCUGGAUAGUGUACAAGCGGGGCCUCUCUUACAGCCUGAAGAGCAGCCUGGGCAGGUGGAAACCUUGUUUCUUCACACAGAUUGUUAUCCAUCUGGCCUAAUAAAAAUGCAACUGCCAAACUCCUAAAGACAAAACCGUUUAGACCCAGAGGAAAUUUUUAUGUAUUGUCCAGGAGACUAAUGCAUGUAUAUU